Pararge aegeria (speckled wood butterfly) is the source of this 864-nucleotide messenger RNA. RefSeq lists its product as uncharacterized. The coding region runs from base 91 to 759 and encodes 222 amino acids. Gene Ontology annotation, molecular function: protein binding. NCBI's taxonomy places the organism in Eukaryota, Metazoa, Arthropoda, Insecta, Lepidoptera, Nymphalidae. The transcript is spliced from 4 exons. The record is from RefSeq and is a predicted model, not a curated record.
CGAAUAGUAAAGUAAUGUAGUGUUCAAGGUGGUAUUGGAGUAAAAACUAAGCUAGAUUAAAGAUUGUUUUUAUAUUAAUUAAUUUAUUUAAUGGAUAGACAAAAGGAAAUCUUCAAAGUUAACAUUGUAAACAAAAAUGAAAGAGAGUUGACCAAAUUAUUAAAAAGUGGAUUUAAUCCUAAUUUUGAAGGUGGAUGGCCUAUUCGAUUAGCAGCUCGUCACGGAUUGCACUCUAUUGUUCAACUAUUAAUGCAAUAUGGAGCCAAUCCACACCUACUAAGUGAAGCUGGUGCGUCAACGUUGCAACUUGCCGUUUUUGCAGCGUGUCACUGGGAGACUGACGAGUGGACAUUUUUACUAUCGUGCUGCGAUUCAUCUCAGUUAGCUGAUGGCGCAGCUGUCGCAAUUAUUUUCAAUAAUGUUGCAGCACUGAAGAAAAUUCUACAAACAGGACGAUGUAACGCUAACAUUCCAACUACCUUAACAGGUAAAACCGUUGACGACCUGGCAAGGGGAUAUAAACUGAAAUACUUAUUAAAUGCUCCUGUGAUCCAAACUAAUCUUCAAAUUACGCCUAAUACAUCACCUCGUGUAACAAGAACGGAUGUCAGAAGCAUACAAGUACCACAUCAAGGCCAUAGGAAUUUGUCUCCCUCGGUGGCCCGUUUCUUUGAUCUAACAGCUGGUCAACCAUCAUUAACUUCACCGCGUAGCCCAACACGAUUAUCGUUUUCUCCUACCACUCAACGCCCAUAUUAAUAAGCUUCUUCAGACAACUUGAUUUUACAUUUUACAUUUGAUGCUACAAUUUAAUGUAAAGGUGGUUUAAGUAGGAAAUUUACAAAUUCCACUAUAUAAAAAAAA